Molecule: messenger RNA, 1500 nt
Organism: Lineus longissimus
Lineage: Eukaryota; Metazoa; Nemertea; Pilidiophora; Heteronemertea; Lineidae
Product: endoglycoceramidase-like
Exons: 1
Coding region: 1-1500 (499 amino acids)
Molecular function (GO): hydrolase activity, hydrolyzing O-glycosyl compounds
Source: RefSeq, a predicted model, not a curated record
AUGGCUGCCAUGGCUGUAAACACCGUCAUUCCGUUCCUGGCUUCCGUCGUUGUGCUGCUGUCGCUUGGUGCUGCCUCAGACCCGCAGCAAUCUAUCACCUUGGACCGAAUCGGGGUCAAAGGUCAAUGGCUGGUUGAUAAGUUCGGGAGAAUUCGGCUGUUCCACGGCGUUAAUUCUGUGCUGAAACAACCACCGUGGUACGACGCUCAGAUUCUGAACGAGACGAGGCUGAAGUACUUCAAGGAGUGGGGCUUCAAUGCUGUCAGGCUAGGGACAAUGUGGACGGGGGUGGAGCCGAGUCGAGGUGCGUACAACCAGUCCUACCUGAACGUCAUGAAAGCCGCCGUCUCGUCACUCGAGAAAUACGGCAUGUACGCACUUCUUGAUAUGCAUCAGGACCAGGGCUCAACCUUCUACAAUUCCUAUGACGGAAUCCCAAGAUGGCUUAUAGCAGCCUUCGAUCCUCCGCUGUUCAAAUUCCCCUGGCCUUUCAAGAAGGUUGGCUACUCUGACUUCAGGGCCUACUUGACGGAAGCAUGCGGAAAGGGUUUCCAAGAUUUGUACGACAACAAAAAGGGGGCGCUGGAUGCUUGGACAGGAUUCUGGGUUAAGGUCGCGCAGACUUUCAAGGACAUAUCCAGCGUCCUAGGAUACGAGUUCAUCAACGAGCCCUGGGCAGGGAAUAUUUACGUUGACCCUGCGCUGCUCCUCCCAGGCCAUGCCGGCCGCAAGAACCUCUUGCCAGCCUACAAUAGAAUCAACGCAGCCAUACGGAAUGUGGACAACCACACCCUCGUCUUCUACGAACCGGUGACUUGGGGAGUUUGGCUAAAUGGGACAACACUUGGGACGGGUUUCGAUACGGUACCAGGUGGGCCUGAAUAUGAAAGUCUGAGCGUCCUGUCGUGGCAUUACUACUGUUGGCUUAUACAAUCAGGUUCGGCCGAGGGACGGCCAUAUCCCACCCUUGAGAGGUUCGUCUGCGAUGAGAUUCAGGGUAAGGACGUGUUCAAACAAGUCGUAGCAGACACUCUGCGGAUAGGCGGUGCUUCAUUCAUGACAGAAUUCGGCAUCUGCGAGCCAAACAAAAUAGCGAACUCAACGGGGAACAUCGAGUGCGGGUUCAUCAUGAAGCAAGCUGACGAACAUUUGCAAUCGUGGACAUACUGGGACUUGAAUGUUUUCUUUACGCCAGGUGGUCACGUGAACUGGACCGGAGCGACGCCAUUCGCCCGUCCAUACACACGCGCAGUGGCAGGCACGCCCAAGCGUAUGACCUUUAACCCCGAUGACCUUUCAUUCGAAUUCGAUUACAUUGUUGACAUGAACAUUCACGCUCCGACGGAAAUUUUCAUUCCUCCCGUGAAAUAUCCGAAAGGGGUCACGGUCAAUGUCACUGAGGGACUGGGGUACACUUUUGACUCUGGCAACCAUGUUGUUCUUGUCACAGCGAAGCAGGCGACUGUAAUCGCUAGCAUUCGGAUUGCUCCAAAGAUGUGA